Lentinula edodes (shiitake mushroom) is the source of this 1426-nucleotide messenger RNA. RefSeq lists its product as uncharacterized. NCBI's taxonomy places the organism in Eukaryota, Fungi, Basidiomycota, Agaricomycetes, Agaricales, Omphalotaceae. The record is from RefSeq and is a predicted model, not a curated record. The coding region runs from base 102 to 1004 and encodes 300 amino acids. The transcript has 2 exons.
CUGCCACUGCAAGUCAUAUUAGCGCCCUUUCUUUCUUCUUCAACUUCAAGUUGCAACGCCUGGCUUUCUCUUUCGUUGGAGAACUCGCUCUCCAGCCUUUAAUGCUCUCAGCUUUCUCGGCAAGCACUGCUCCUCAGCGGCCCAAUUGCACCUGGUCGUCAACUCUUUGUCGUCUCCUCAAUCCAACUGCAAGAUUCAAUCAUCCCUGGGAAUCAUCACCAUAUUCGACAACUGUCGACGCUGGCUCUGCCACUCUUAUCAACUCUAAGGAGUCUUAUUUUCGCCCACCUGGCAUUCUAUGGCGGUCAUUUGUUGCCAAAUGCGUCUACAAAGAUCUUUACGCCCUGAAUGCUCAAGAACCAAAUUUAAAACUCGAUUUCGGGCCCAGAAACCGACGUCGUGUUGCGAGAAUGAACGAAUACGGAUUAGGCGCCGUGGUAUUUUACGAGAUCCCGUUCAAUUCUCUCAGCAAGCGCGACACUUCGCCCAAGGAAUGGACUAUGGGAGGAGUUUUUGGCAAUGGCGAUCCUUCUUCUGGUACUGGGAUGACCGUGGACGAGCUAUUAAAUGGUAUCGACGUUCGACUAGUGUAUAUCCCGCUUUAUGCGUGUACUUCUUUCGUUACUGGUCAAGUAAUGAAUAGCUUCUUCCGACGACUCCAAUCUCACCAGGAAAAGAUGGAUCCUAUUUGUAUUCCCGGCGGAUUCGGUUUCAGUGUAUGUUCAGAGGGCUUCACUUUGUUUGAUCACGGGCUGGGAUCCCUAUCAUCUUCUAUACCUGCUGCGUCCCGCUUUGCUACCCCUCAAUCUAAUGCGGGAAGCAUUUAUAUGAACGUGGAUAGAGAGUGCUCGAACCCCGUGCCACUCCUUCGACCUAUACUUACUAAGGAAGGUAAUGAAGGUGCACGGAGUUUUCGUAAUAAAACUGACUCUAGUCACGAAAUCGUGAAUGUCAAAAAUACGAAUGAUGCGGACGAUCUGGACAAGCCACAACCCGAUGUUUAACCCCGCAAUCUCCAGACGAUGCCGACCCACGGCCAAGAUGAACAGUGGGAGCUCGACUGGGUCGACGCAGAGCUUAGUCUAGGUUUUUGUCACUCGGAUACCACUGGACACGAGGACAACAUCAUCCUUCAGCAAGACGAGGACGAAGAACAAGCAGAAGAGAGCUUUGUAACUGCUUUAGAGUCGCUACUCUCCGAUGAUUGUCUACCGAUUGAUAAAUUCAAGGAUGUAUCCCAAGCGCGAAGCUCCCCUAUGUGCUCUCCGGUAUCUGGUACUGUAUUCCUCAAAGUCGACGCUUCCACUCCUACGAUUGCGCCCAAUACUACCAUCACCGCCACUAUUCUAGACUCGAGACAUCCUGUUCAUGUUAAUCCCGACUUAUCUGCGCUCUCUUCCAUCACAAACCUGAAAUCGGCUGGCUC